AAUUGGAGAAUGAGCAAGUAGAUAACGAAAGAGAUGAUAAUGAAAGGGUAGAUAAUGAUGAAAGAGUGAAUUACGAUAAAAUAGUAAAUAACAAUGAAAGAGUAAAUGAUGAUGAAAUGGUGAAUAACAAUGAAAGAGUGGAUUAUGAUAAAAGAGUAGAUGAAAAUGAAAUGGUGGAUGAUGAUGAAAGGGUGGACAACGAUGAAAGGGUGCACAAUGAUAAAAGUAUAAAUGAUGAAAAAGUUGAUAAUGAAAGAGUAGAUGACGAUGAACGUGUGGAUAUUGAAAGAGUAAAUUAUAGAAGUAUGUAUAAUGAAAGAGUAAACGAUGAAAGGGUUAACAAUAAAAAGAUGAACAGCAAAAAGAUAAAUAACAAAAGGGUGGAUGAUAAUAAUGAUAAGAGGAUAAAUGGUAAAAAGGUAGAUAAUAAAGGUAUAAAUGAUAAAAAGAUAGAUGCAAGUGAAAAUGAUGACGAGAUAGUGCACAAAAGAGUGAAUGAAAGAACAAAGAAAACAAUAAGG
This is a messenger RNA of Racocetra persica, 521 nucleotides long. The record is from the annotation of a GenBank genome assembly. Lineage: Eukaryota; Fungi; Glomeromycota; Glomeromycetes; Diversisporales; Gigasporaceae.